This is a messenger RNA of Armigeres subalbatus, 857 nucleotides long. RefSeq lists its product as uncharacterized. Bases 151 to 717 code for a protein of 188 amino acids. Lineage: Eukaryota; Metazoa; Arthropoda; Insecta; Diptera; Culicidae. The transcript has 2 exons. The record is from RefSeq and is a predicted model, not a curated record.
UAUUUUUUUUUUUUUGAUAUUUCUGUUGUUUUCAAACAUUUUUUGCAAAUCGCCGCGCGCUUUGUUUUCAAAUGCAAAUCGUUUGUUUAAAACUUUAUUGAAUACCUAUUUCUAUUUUCUUCGUAAAAAUAGUGCAAAUAAACUCCCAAGAUGGAUCCAGAGAAAGCGGAAUAUGAAUUGCAACAUUUCAACUUUUGUACGGAGGACAUCAUUGCCGAAAAUCAGCUGUUGGUCAAGUCGCUCAUCCAGCAGACCCUGGUUUCCUUCACGGAUGAGUUCAUCGCCAAGCAUAAGAUGUCCGCCGAUGCCGCCAUGGAGAUGCGUUCGAAGUGCUACCCGGCCGCCAACGAAAUGUUCGCCGAAUGUGGCCCCAAACUGGAAGAGCUGAGCCAGCUGUACCGCAGCACCUUCACCAUUCCGGACAGCAUUGUUCUUCCGUCGGAUUUGAUGCACCGGAAGGGCUACACAGCGGAGCAUGUGCAGUCGCUGCAAACCAUGGCCAAUGAUCUGGAGAAACAGAUCCGCCAGGAUGGGGUGUUCCUGUCGAUGCUGGAGGAGGAGAUCAAACUGCACGAGCGAUUGGAGGCGUGCAUGGAGAGCGGGAAAGAGCUGAUGAAGUUGACGGAACAGUACCGGCAGAUGGAAAUAGUUCCGGCCGAGGACUGCGCGGUCGUGCAGGAUCUGGCUGAUUUCAUGAAGGACGUGAUGCAGAUGUGAGUAUUGUCGGUGUUUUUGAUGUUGAGUUAUAGGAUAGUUUGUAUAGUUUAUAACACGCUUCGAAUCGUGAUUUUUUCCUUAAUGUUAUUCAACAAAUAAGAUUAGACUGGUUCAAUAAGGAAUAUUUUCUAUAAUAUAAA